UGUUUUACUGUUAAAUUUCCAUCCCUGGUUCAGUAUUGAUGAAUUUAUAAAUUUUAUGAUUGGAACCAUGUUUUCUAAUAAUCGCGAACAGUUACUAAAUUCAUCUUAUGACGUUUUGAACAGAACAGGCAAUAGUCUUCAAAGAUCAAAUCAAAUUGCAUAUGAGACCGAGCAAAUUGGGACAGAGGUUCUUUCAGAUUUGGGUGAACAACGCGAAUCCCUUUUACGAUCUACCCGACGCCUUGAAGAUGCAAAUGAAGACCUUUCACAGUCACGCAGAAUUGUACGAAAACUUCAACGGGAAUUUAUAUACAAUAAAUUGAUUUUAAUAUUGAUAAUUUUCUUUGAAUUUGCGAUACUCAUUGGGCUGAUUGUUAUCAAAUAUAUUAAAUUAUAAGAUUACACAAAAUAUGUCUUAAUUAUUUGUUUAUUAAUAAACAACAGUGCACGUAAUCUAUCA
Stomoxys calcitrans (stable fly) is the source of this 460-nucleotide messenger RNA. It is a transcript of the gene Vti1b, whose product is annotated as vesicle transport through interaction with t-SNAREs homolog 1B. The coding region runs from base 56 to 397 and encodes 113 amino acids. The record is from RefSeq and is a predicted model, not a curated record. Lineage: Eukaryota; Metazoa; Arthropoda; Insecta; Diptera; Muscidae. The transcript has 2 exons. Gene Ontology annotation, cellular component: ER to Golgi transport vesicle membrane; Golgi apparatus; SNARE complex. Gene Ontology annotation, molecular function: SNAP receptor activity; SNARE binding. Gene Ontology annotation, biological process: macroautophagy; Golgi to vacuole transport; intra-Golgi vesicle-mediated transport.